Molecule: messenger RNA, 435 nt
Organism: Phytomonas sp. Hart1
Lineage: Eukaryota; Euglenozoa; Kinetoplastea; Trypanosomatida; Trypanosomatidae
Source: the annotation of a GenBank genome assembly
AUGCGGCGGCUGCAGACGUACUACUCGCUGGAGCCGGCGGGCUCGCACGGGGUGUGGGGGCUGGACGACUACCACCACAUUCCUUACAUCUUCGGCGCGGCGCAGCUCGUCCGGGCGGAGGCCGCGCCAACCCCAAUCCUCCCCGCCGAUGUCUGCCGCAAGGAGAAAGUAAAGGCCUACGAGGGCCAGUAUUUGUACUUUUCAAUGGUGAUGUGGAUCCUCCAAAAUAAGUCGGGCCCUUUUUCCGAGCACAGUAAUAUGUUGUACAACAUCUCCGCCGUCGAGAGCUGGACUAAGGUCUACAACGGUAUGAUCAAGAUGUACGCCGCGGAGGUGCUUGCGAAGUUCAACGUGACCCAGCACUUGUUGUUUGGUCCACACCUGCCGUGGAAUACGAAAACGCUUGACGAAACCUCUUCUGCGGAGGAUAGGUAG